Ylistrum balloti is the source of this 672-nucleotide messenger RNA. RefSeq names its product methyltransferase-like protein 27. The transcript has 5 exons. Bases 1 to 672 code for a protein of 223 amino acids. The record is from RefSeq and is a predicted model, not a curated record. Gene Ontology annotation, molecular function: S-adenosylmethionine-dependent methyltransferase activity. NCBI's taxonomy places the organism in Eukaryota, Metazoa, Mollusca, Bivalvia, Pectinida, Pectinidae.
AUGGAUACAGACGAAAUUGGAAAUGAGGAGGUGGUUUUCGAUAUAUUAAAACAAUUGUUCUCACCAGGACAAACCAAGGAAGAGGUCAAGGAUGGUUACAACAGCUGGGCUGAUACGUACGAAACUGAUUCAAACCCUGACCGAUAUACAGGUCCGAUACAGGCAGCCAUGGAAUGCUGUGAAGUUAUACCAGAAGCAAACAGAGAGGAUGCCUUAGUGCUCGAUGUGGCUGCUGGAACAGGAUUUCUUGGCAACGAGCUGCAGCUGAAAGGUUUCAGAAAUCUUCAUGCAUUGGACCCAUCAACAAAAAUGUUAGAGAAGGCCAACACUCGGAACAUUUAUCAGAAACUCAUCAACAAGUUUAUAUCGGAGGAGCCACUGAUCCAGGUAGAGGCUGACACCUAUGACAUCGUCGCUUCAUCCGGAGGAAUGGGUCAAGGUCACAUUCCGGCAGGCGCAUUAUGGGAGAUGUUAAGAAUAACCCGUCAAGGUGGAUUUAUAAUCUUAGUGAUGAGAGAGGAAUACCUGAGACAUCCGGAAUAUGACGGUAUACUGGAAGUGUUGAUGGAAAACAUGGAGAAGACUAGAAAAUGGAAAAUGAUUAAAAAAAGGAUAAUUCAGAAGUAUUUUGCAGAAAAAGAAGGGGUUGCAUUCGUAUUUAAGAAAGCAUAA